UCCUCCCCCUACGGACGGGCUGCGCUUUUCUUCCACUUGAACAACCAAGUAGUUUUUCAGGGCGCAUUCCCCGGCAGCAAUGUGGAGGGAAAGGGCGACCACGUCCAGUUGAACAUUUUCAGAUACUUUUACAUCCGGUUACAUUGCUGUUUUAUAAAACAUUGUUCGGAAAAAAAAAAAAAAACAGCGAUCGCUGGUUCUUUGCGAGGAAAAGAAGCGAGUGAGAAGUGAAGGAAACUGCAGCCUGACCGUCUCGUGUUUUUCUUUUUUCUUUUUUAAACGCGAACCAUUGUUUUCUCACACAUGGAUAUUAGGAGAUGAAAUCGGACGUGUUUCCUGCUCUUGAGUAACCCUCUCGGUCGCCUGGACGGUAGUUUAUGUGGUAUCCGGGCUCUGUAGGAGGAGGAGAGAGAGUCCCAUUCCUCAGCAGCACAACAAGGACAGACACACAGGGGCCACAAGUUGUCCACAAGCUGCGACGGAGACCAAACUUUGCCAAGUUUCUGCGCAUCCGGCCGCCGACGCCAAAUAUCCAUCAAUAUUUUGCAACUCUGUCGUAACUUUAACUGUGGAUUAUUAUCGCAAGGCUCGUCAUGGACCGCGGGAGCACGUUCAGAGGAUGAUAAGGGUUUUUUGAAACAUGAACAAUUUAUUGUAGUUAGUUUACUACUCCAGUGACACGUUUGGACUAUACGCUGAUCUUUUUUUUUAAAACAAAAAGUCAAUAGUUAUUGCCAUUGUUUUCGCCCUCUCCUCGAUACUAUCUAUUCUGCAAAAAUGCCACAGUUGAACGGAGGUGGUGGGGAUGAUUUGGGGGCCAAUGAUGAGAUGAUAUCUUUUAAAGACGAAGGCGAGCAAGAGGAGAAGAUAUCCGAAAAUGUGUCAGCGGACAGGGAUUUGGAUGAUGUGAAGUCCUCCUUAGUGAACGAGUCAGAAAACAACAGCAGCUCAUCCGACUCGGAGCAAGCAGAGAGGCGCCCCCAAACAAGACCCGACUUAGAAAGUUAUGAGAAAGCAAGAGACUACUUCAACGAAGCGUUGAGGAGACAGCAAGAUGGUGGCUUUUUUAAGAGUCCUCACUAUCCUGGCUACCCGUUUCUCAUGAUCCCAGACCUCACCAAUCCUUACCUAUCAAACGGUUCACUGUCUCCGAGUGCAAGAACAUACCUGCAGAUGAAAUGGCCUCUUUUGGACGUUCCUGGAUCUGCAGGACUAAAAGACUCCCGUUCUCCAACUCCGGGGCAUUUAUCCAAUAAAGUCCCAGUGGUGCAGCAUGCCCACCAUGUCCACCCACUGACACCCCUCAUCACCUACAGCAAUGAACACUUCUCCCCCGGCACGCCGCCAUCACACCUUUCCCCGGAGAUCCUCGACCCAAAGACAGGUAUUCCUCGGACACCUCACCCGUCAGAGCUCUCUCCAUACUACCCGCUGUCUCCUGGUGCUGUUGGUUCCAUCGCACACCCUCUGGGCUGGUUCAUGCAACAGCAGGGCCAGCCCAUGUACUCCAUCCCUCCGGGGGGAUUCCGUCACCCCUAUCCAGCGCUAGCAAUGAAUGCAUCCAUGUCCAGCUUGGUGUCCAGCCGUUUCUCCCCUCACAUGGUGACUUCUCCGCACGGCCUCCACCAGACCGGCAUUCCCCAUCCCGCCAUCGUCUCCCCGGCUAUCAAACAGGAGCCCAGUGACAUGAGCCCCUCAAUGCACGCCAGGAAAUCCCCCGUUCCUCCUAAAAAAGAAGAGGACAAGAGGCCUCAUAUCAAGAAACCUCUGAAUGCUUUCAUGCUGUAUAUGAAGGAGAUGAGAGCCAAAGUAGUGGCAGAGUGCACUCUGAAAGAGAGCGCUGCCAUCAACCAGAUCCUUGGAAGACGGUGGCAUUCCCUGUCAAGAGAGGAACAAGCCAAAUACUAUGAGCUGGCCAGAAAAGAGAGGCAACUCCACUCUCAGCUCUACCCAGGGUGGUCAGCAAGGGAUAACUAUGGAAAGAGGAAAAAGAGGAAGAGGGACAAUAAACCCGACUCGAAACCAGAAGACUUCUCGAUAAGAAACAAGAAGCAGUGCGUGCAGUACCUGCCCUCGGACAAGAUGUGCGACAGCCCUGCGUCGUCCCAUGGCAGCAUGCUUGACUCACCGGCCACUCCCUCUGCAGCCUUGGCCUCCCCGGCUGCUCCUGCCGCCACUCACUCCGAGCAGGCCCAGCCGUUAUCGCUCACCACCAAACCGGAGGGACGCAUGCACCACCACUUCUCCCAUUCUGAGAAGGCUUCUGGAUCCACAUCCUCUUCUUCUUCAUCCUCCUCCUCUUCCUCCUCCUCCUCCCAUACCCACCUCUCAAUCCCACAUGGUACUUCAGGUAGCCAGUCGACCACACCCAUCCUCACCCGGCCAAUCCCCUUCACCUCUCUGCACCCAUCCAUGCUUUCCCCCCCUUCCCCUUUCCAUCAGGCAGCCCUUCACUCCCAUCAUGCCCUGUUCCAGUCGCAGCCCCUCUCCUUGGUUACCAAACCAACUCAAUGAAUUCGCAAAGGCAAUUUUCUCCCAUUUAUUGUGCUGUAUAUUGCUUUUCUUUAAAAUAGGUAUUAGAACAGCUUUUUUUCUAAAUAAUGAAAAGGAAGAAAUAUUAUUGGUCAAUAUUUGACUAUCUCCUUUUCUACAACUCUGAAUGAAAACAAAAUGUAUUUUUUGUAAAGUUUACUGCAGAACUGGUUUUUUUUUGAUGCAUUUAUCCAAUGAACCUCUUGUAUAAAAGAACCAAUGUACAUAAAGUUUCUUUAUAAAAACAAAAAGGAACAAAAACACGUUUUCUUUUUAGCCACAACCUGAUUAAUGUUAGUAUUAAGUUGAAGUCAUAGUACUGGCCAAUAAUUGCAGCCCCCUUUUCAAUUCACGAGUGUGUGCCCCUUUCUUCGACAUGUUAAAUAAACAUUUGAAGUUGUUUCUUAAAA
Messenger RNA from Anarrhichthys ocellatus (wolf-eel), 2942 nucleotides. RefSeq names its product transcription factor 7 like 1b (gene tcf7l1b). Gene Ontology annotation, cellular component: chromatin; beta-catenin-TCF complex. Lineage: Eukaryota; Metazoa; Chordata; Actinopteri; Perciformes; Anarhichadidae. Gene Ontology annotation, biological process: regulation of transcription by RNA polymerase II; canonical Wnt signaling pathway; generation of neurons. Bases 778 to 2514 code for a protein of 578 amino acids. The transcript is spliced from 12 exons. The record is from RefSeq and is a predicted model, not a curated record. Gene Ontology annotation, molecular function: RNA polymerase II cis-regulatory region sequence-specific DNA binding; DNA-binding transcription factor activity, RNA polymerase II-specific.